AUGCCAUCGUCUCUCAACACCGUUGCUACCCCCUCUCAGGCCAACCAACCUAGCAUGCAGACGGCACAGGCCGGAUUACCUCUUCAACAGCAACUGCAGACUCAACAGAUCCUUCGCUCUUCCAACGGCCCGUUCCCUGCUGUCUCCGGAUCUACAAUAGGUGUCUCAUGCAGUGGAACGGAUUCAAAUACCAGCAAAUCUAACCAACUUAAUGCAGUAGUAACUAACACACUAGCUGGGAACCCACCAACUAUAUGCGAUACGCCAGUUACAACAGUCGCAACCGCAAGCACCGCACCCACGUCCACAUCCGCGCCGACACCGACCUCCGUCGCCACUGCCCCUCUUUUAUCUGAAUAA
Molecule: messenger RNA, 360 nt
Organism: Protopolystoma xenopodis
Lineage: Eukaryota; Metazoa; Platyhelminthes; Monogenea; Polystomatidea; Polystomatidae
Source: the annotation of a GenBank genome assembly